This is a messenger RNA of Microthlaspi erraticum, 2982 nucleotides long. Lineage: Eukaryota; Viridiplantae; Streptophyta; Magnoliopsida; Brassicales; Brassicaceae. The record is from the annotation of a GenBank genome assembly.
AUGGAAGAAAAAACUCAGAGUCAUCACACUAGCAAACACAAACACAAACACAGUCCCAAUUCCAAAUCAAGAACACCACCACUUCUCCACAAGCCUCCUCCUUUUCACCAUGUUCACACCAAUCCUCUUCCUUUACCUUCUUAUCCCCAACAAAAUCUCAAUCUUUUCUCCUCCAAUCUCCAUUACUAUUACUACUACUGCUUCUACUCUCAAUUUCACAACUCUCUUCCUCCUCUUCUCCCUCUCCCUCCUCCUCCUUUACUUUCCCUCCCUCCUCCUCUUCAACAAAGAUUCCACAAGUCUCUCUCUGUUUCUCCAGUUGUGGAGAGAAAGCAACAACAGCAACAUCAACAGCAGCAGAAGAAGAAACAAGUUUCUGAACAUGAAUCCAACAGUAGAAACAUCAAAGUGAGUGGGUCCAUAGGAACAGAACUAGCAGAAGAAGCAUUAGUGGUUGCUAAAAGACCUGACUCUGGAGGUCAACAAGGCUCUGUCAUUUACCUUCUCGCCAACCAUAUUCUUGUCAAGUUUGAUCCUUUACAGAGGAUUUACCAUUACAACGUUGACAUCUCUCCACAACCUUCUAAAGAAAUUGCUCGGAUGAUCAAACAAAAGCUGGUGGAGACCGAACAGAGCAGCUUCUCCGGUGCUGUCCCGGCGUUUGAUGGUAGGCAAAACAUUUAUAGCCCUGUGGAGUUUCAGGAAGACAGGCUUGAGUUCUUUGUUAAUCUCCCUAUCCCAUCUUGCAAAACUAUGGUGAAGAACGGUGACUUGCUAGAGAAGCAAACUCAGAAGAAUCAUAUUGAUAAACUGUUUAAGGUUAACAUGAGGCUUGUGUCUAAGUUUGAUGGUAAGGAACAGAGGAAGGAAGGAGAAGAUUGGGCUCCUCUGCCUCAAGAAUACGUUCAUGCUCUUGAUGUUAUCUUGAGAGAGAAUCCAUUGGAGAAGUGUACAUCGAUGGGAAGAUCGUUUUACUCAAACUCUAUGGGUGGAUCUAAAGAGAUUGGAGGAGGAGCUGUUGGACUCAGAGGGUUUUUCCAGAGUCUCAGACAGACUCAGCAAGGUUUAGCUCUUAACAUGGAUCUCUCAAUCACAGCAUUCCAUGAAAGCAUUGGAGUGAUAGCUUACUUGCAGAAGCGGCUAGAGUUUCUCAAGGAUCUUCCUAGAAACAAAGGUAGAGAAUUGAGUUUGGAGGAAAUGAGAGAAGUGGAGAAAGCUCUAAAGAACAUAAGAGUCUUUGUUUGUCAUAGAGAAACUGUUCAAAGGUAUCGUGUUUACGGGUUAACAGAGGAGAUAACAGAGAAUCUAUGGUUUCCGGAUAGAGAUGGGAAGCAGUUAAGGCUUAUGAGCUACUUCAAAGACCACUAUAGUUAUGAGAUUCAGUACAAGAACUUGCCCUGUCUUCAGAUUAGUAGGACAAGACCUUGUUACCUUCCUGUGGAGCUGUGUAUGAUCUGUGAAGGUCAGAAGUUUCUUGGAAAGCUUUCUGAUGAUCAAGCUGCAAAGAUCAUGAAAAUGGGCUGCCAAAGACCAAACGAAAGGAAAGCUAUUAUUGACAAUGUCAUGGCAGGACCGGUCGGUCCAUCGAGCGGAAAGCAAACGAGAGAAUUCAACCUAGAGGUUGCAAGAGAGAUGACAUUGCUGAAAGGAAGAAUACUUCAGCCUCCAAAGCUUAAACUUGACCGGCCAAAGAAUCUUCAAGAAAGUCGAGUCUUUAAAGGGAUCCGAGUCGAGAGAUGGGCUCUGAUGAGUAUAGGAGGCAGCACGGAUCAGAAAUCUACCAUUCCAAAGUUCAUAAACGAUCUGACUCAAAAGUGUGAGCAUUUGGGAGUCUUCUUAAGCAAGAACGCAACAAGCAGCAUCUUCUUUGAGCCAUCACACAUACUCAACAACAUCUCGCUUCUCGAAUCGAAACUGAAGGAGAUUCAAAGAGCUGCGUCUAGCAAUCUCCAGCUGAUUAUCUGUGUGAUGGAGAGAAAACAUAAAGGGUAUGGAGAUCUAAAGCGGAUAGCAGAGACAAGAAUCGGCGUUGUGACGCAAUGCUGCUUAUACACUAACAUCACUAAGCUCAAUUCUCAGUUUGUGUCAAACUUGGCUCUCAAGAUAAACGCCAAGAUUGGUGGAUCCAUGACUGAGCUCUACAAGUCGUUACCUUCUCACAUCCCAAGAUUGUUUAGACUCGAUGAGCCAGUGAUCUUCAUGGGAGCUGAUGUAACGCAUCCUCAUCCGUUUGAUGAUUGUAGCCCUUCGGUAGCAGCUGUGGUUGGGAGCAUAAACUGGCCAGAAGCUAACCGUUAUGUCUCGAGAAUGAGGUCUCAGACUCAUAGGCAAGAGAUCAUUCAAGAUCUUGACUUGAUGGUCAAGGAACUUCUUGAAGAUUUCUACAAAGCCGUGAACAAGCUUCCCAAUCGGAUCAUAUUCUUCAGAGACGGUGUGAGCGAGACUCAGUUCAAGAAAGUCCUCCAAGAAGAGCUUCAGUCCAUCAAGACCGCUUGUUCUAAGUUCGACGGUUACAAUCCGAGCAUCACGUUCGCAGUGGUCCAGAAACGACACCACACGAGGCUGUUCCGGUGCGAUCCUGACCACGAGAACAUCCCUCCUGGAACGGUGGUUGACUCGGUGAUAACACAUCCGAAAGAGUUUGAUUUCUAUCUCUGUAGCCAUUUGGGAGUGAAGGGCACGAGCAGGCCAACGCAUUAUCACAUCUUGUGGGACGAGAACGAGUUUACUUCAGAUGAGCUGCAGAGACUUGUGUAUAACUUGUGUUACACUUUCGUGAGGUGCACGAAACCUGUUUCUAUUGUGCCACCGGCUUAUUACGCUCACCUUGCAGCUUACAGAGGAAGGUUGUACAUUGAGAGAUCAUCUGAAACUAAUGGAGGAUCAUUGAAUCUUUCUUCUGUGUCACGAGUUGGUCCUCCCAAGACGAUUCCAUUACCUAAAUUAAGUGAUAGUGUUAAGAAUCUCAUGUUUUAUUGUUGA